Molecule: messenger RNA, 2725 nt
Organism: Danio aesculapii
Lineage: Eukaryota; Metazoa; Chordata; Actinopteri; Cypriniformes; Danionidae
Product: lysophosphatidic acid receptor 6
Exons: 1
Coding region: 68-1060 (330 amino acids)
Biological process (GO): G protein-coupled receptor signaling pathway; behavioral response to pain
Cellular component (GO): membrane
Molecular function (GO): G protein-coupled receptor activity
Source: RefSeq, a predicted model, not a curated record
ACCUACUGUUUCUCUAUCUUUACAGGCUAUUAAGGACUAGUCAAGAAACUAAGUCCCACGGACAACAAUGUCAAGUUCAACAUGCUCGAAUUCAACAGUCAAAAGCCAUCAGAACUGGAUUUUUGUUACCGUGUAUUCGGUGGUCUUCCUAGUAGGACUUUCUCUCAACGUCACUGCGCUUGUGAUUUUCCUACGCAACAUGAAAUCCCGAUCGCAUACAACCAUGUACAUGGUUAACCUAGCGUUUGCUGAUGUUCUUCUGGUUUGCACGCUUCCAGUGCGGAUCUAUUACCAUGCAGGUUUGGGGUGUCUGCACCAGAGGGUCUGCGAUUUUGCCGGCGUCAUACUGCUAAGUAACAUGUAUGGCAGCAUCUUCCUCCUCACCUGCAUUAGCUUUGAUCGCUGCAUAGCAGUCUGUUUUCCGCUGUCUUCUCUGGUCCGCGAGGGCCGCAAGAAAGCAUGGUGCGUAUGUUUGGGAAUAUGGAUCCUAACUCUCGGAGCAAGUUUACCCAUCUACUUAAAACCGAGAAAUCGCAACAAUUCCAGUACAGUGCACACAAUGAACAUGACAAUGAAUAAGACCAGUCAAUGUUUUGGUGCUUUCCCUACUUAUGCAACUCAAGCAGGUGUUCUUGCUUCCACAAUAAUAUUUGGGUUUGGGAUCCCACUAACCGUCAUGGUUAUCAGCUCAUGGGGGCUCAUUCAGGCUAUAAAUAAAAGCACAGCUGUUCAGACCAGCGAACUUGUAGACAGCAGACGAAUUAAAAGGAUGAUAAUAACUAACCUGGCGAUCUUUCUGCUUUGUUUUCUGCCAUAUCAUGUUAUUCUUGUGCUGCUUCAUUUGUUUAAUAAUUCAAAUAUGUCAGACUCAAUAUUGAUGGUCUAUCGGUACAGCCUCAUGGUUGCUUGCCUGAACGCAAUGCUGGACCCUCUGGCGUACUACUUCGCAACAGAGACAUUCAGAAAAAAAAUGGAUGUUGAAGCUGUACGCAAAAAAUGGCUGAUAAACACUCACAGCUCGGAUGGAAACAAUCGCUCUCGAACCCCACUCACAACAUAAUUGUCACCUUUUUCUACCCGUGUUGCUUUCUGCAUUAUUAGCAAGCAAGCAAGUAGAUCAGGAAUAAGAUUAAUAACAUUUGUGACUCAUGUGUAUUGCAACGGAGAUAAAGGAAACCACAAAGAUGUAUGACUUUUCACUAUUCUGGAUUAGUUGUGAGUGUGUGCAAGAAAGUACAGUGUGUGCAAAAGCAAGUGUAAUAUAACCUCCAGUCAGAAGGCAUUGAGCUUGCUCAUAUCUGAGAAAGUAAGCAGAUGAAUCAUUCAGUCACUGAUGUGCCCUUGCAAGUAAUUUUAAUUUUACAAAGAACUCUGACUGGAAUGGGCUUGCAACAUCAAACAUGACACAUAUAACGUUUUUUUUGGGGGGAUAAAUAUACGUAAAAGUAUGUUGAAAGAUGAUGGUGAUCUGAAUUGGGUAUGUCAAAUUAGGAACAUUUGUCAACAUAGGCUCAUUCUGAAAACGUACCCCUAUAUACAUUUCUGGAGAUCGCGAAUUAUGUAGCCAGAAGUAUGAAUGACUGCAUUUCAUAUUUAAAAUGGAUGAUGCGGGGUGGUAUGGCGCCAUUCCUUUUCGUGCUUACCAGCUGACCGCUUACCUCCAUAUGGACGGCUUUUCUGCUGUUACAUAUUUGUCAAGUGGCUCGCUACAUAUGUCAGCGGACUUGUGAUGUGGAUUGGAGUUGACCGUGCUGAUGGGGUUUAAGCGAAGAACGGUUCCAGAAAGCGAGUAAGACAAAAACAAAAGCCAAAACGUAAAAUAAACAAGUAAAUAACUGGGUGAGAAUGUGGUAAAAUCUGAAAAUGUGGUAAAAAUCAGGCGAGUGCUUUUUUUUUGGAUUGCUUUUGAAAACACUGUCAGUUGGGUUUAGGGAAAGAGAACGUUGGGUCAGUCAGUCAGUCGACAGUGGCCUCUGGUGGAUUUACGCAAGAACAGCAGGUGUGAAUGGCACUUGUGAGAGAAAUUUGAGACCUGAAAAAGCAUACACAGCGGCCUCUGGUGGAUUCGUGAAAACAAAAACUGCAAAAAAACGUAGCUCCUGAGACAUAUUUGGUGCUUUCCAGAAAUGUAUUUAGGGGUUUGUAAUCAGAAUGAGCCUGGGUUGAAAUUUGUAGAGUUAAGAGCUACUGGUUUCGCGUAUUAUAUUAGAAUGUGAAGAGUUCCGGUGCAAAAACCAUGAAAUUUCCUUCUGAAAUGAAAUUUUUUAUUUACAUUCAGUUUUUGCGCUUUAAAGGCAAUGAAAAUAACCAACUCUUAACUCUGAACGUCUUAACUCUUCAUUUAUAUAUUUGUAAAGUUAUAAAAUUUGUGUGUAAAUAAAUGAGCAUGUAUGGAGUUUUGAUAUGAUCAUAUCAAUUGAUCUUAUGUUACCUUAUGGUAUGAUUGUUACCUUUACAUAGAAUAGUAUUUGGACAAAGGCAUGGGACGAUAAUCGCAUUCAAGGUAUACAGUGGUUUGGAAAGUCAAGGUUUUAAAAUUGCCAACAUUGUCUGCUAUACUGUUUCUAAGGUUUGUAAGACUUUUAUUUACAUUUUUUUGUUUUUUAGGUCAACAGUAUCUCCAGCAGAAAAGAUAUCCAAACAUGGCGUUUUAAAUUGUAAAGAAAUCUGUGUUUUUGAAACUUAUGGAGACAGCAGAAGUCAAUGAUUUAUUUUAAUUAUUUAG